AUGCUCGGACUUCGAUCAUCUUUCGAGGAGGAGGAGGCACAGCUUCAGUGGGAUAUAAAUCCCAUCGUCAUCGUCACCCCGGAAUCUAUAGUCGAGAAACCCCACUCGAGUGGUACCCCAUCGACUAAAGCGGCGCACGUAGAUAAGGGUUCAAAUAUGUUUGAACAGCGGGAUGUGUACUCUGGGAAAAGCUUUUUUCUUCCCUUUGAAGAGGAAGUCGAAGGGAAAGUCGAAUCUCGUGUUCGUUCAGUCCAAUUGUCGGAUUAA
Molecule: messenger RNA, 267 nt
Organism: Psilocybe cubensis
Lineage: Eukaryota; Fungi; Basidiomycota; Agaricomycetes; Agaricales; Agrocybaceae
Exons: 2
Coding region: 1-267 (88 amino acids)
Source: RefSeq, a predicted model, not a curated record